Messenger RNA from Olea europaea var. sylvestris, 3128 nucleotides. RefSeq names its product two-component response regulator-like PRR73. Bases 1000 to 2577 code for a protein of 525 amino acids. NCBI's taxonomy places the organism in Eukaryota, Viridiplantae, Streptophyta, Magnoliopsida, Lamiales, Oleaceae. Gene Ontology annotation, biological process: cytokinin-activated signaling pathway; phosphorelay signal transduction system. The record is from RefSeq and is a predicted model, not a curated record. The transcript is spliced from 8 exons.
UGCAAAAAGUUGUGAUCACUUCAUCAUAGAGUAUACCGUGUCUUGUUGCACGAAAUUGGUACAUCUUGGUCUUCUUCUUCUUCAGUCUCACAAAUCUUAUAACCACAUUGUACCCCCGUUGAGUAAAAGUUCCAAUUCCUUCUUCAAUUUGGUUUUACAUGAAAAUUUUAAUGUAGUCUUUUCACACUUUUAAAUAAUUAAUUUUCAUUUUAUUUUGAAAAAUUUAGUCAAAGGCCAGUUGCACAUAUAGAGAUUAAGGGGGCAGCCAUCCUAACUAAUUUCCCUUUUCUUUCUCGGUGUUAUGCUAAAAAUUGGGAACAUAUCAUCACCCCUAUGGCACCAAUUUAUCUUACGUUGCAGUGAUUUCUACUUAACUUGUUCAUCACCAAACUUGGAAGGUAGUAUAGGGUUAUAUUGGUGUUAAAACGGGCUUUAUACGUUGAAAUCGACUCCAUUUGUUUGUUGUGAAUGAUUUAAUUUGAACUUAGCUUCUUAUAAUUUAUUUUUUAUUUUUUCAGAAUUGUUGUUUCUUGAUGUUAAUCUUUCUCUAGCAACUGUGAUUUUUUCAACAGUAUUUCUCUUGAAUUUUUGAUGCCACUGUUUAUGGGUUUCCAUUGCCAUAAAAACUGGCUGCGGUGAAAUACCCGGGAUCAAAAGUGGAAUGGCCAGAAUGGAGUUACAGGCGAUAGGAUCUCCAAGGAAGGAGAAUUGAAGAAUUGUGGACUUAACAUACACCACACAGAAUCAGUGCAAGCCCACGUUAUUAAGCAAACACAGCAAGAGCAGCCUCGUGGGCCACGGGUUCUCUGGGACCGGUUUCUUCCUCUUGGGUCCCUCACGGUUCUACUUGUAGAAAAUGAUGAUUCAACUCAACAAGUUGUCAAAGCAUUACUUCGUAAUUGCGGCUAUGAAGUUACAGCUGUAGCAAAUGGCCUACAAGCAUGGAAAAUUUUGGAAGACAUAACAAAUCACAUUGAUCUAGUAUUGGCAGAGCUAUCUAUGCCACACUUGUCUGGCAUUGGUCUCUUAGCCAAGAUUAAGAACCAUAAAAUUUGCAAGAAUAUUCCCGUUAUUAUGAUGUCAGCUAAUGAUUCUAUGGGCAUAGUCUUUAAGUGUUUGUCAAAAGGUGCUGCUGAUUUUUUACAGAAACCUAUCCGUAAGAAUGAGCUCAAGAACCUCUGGCAGCAUGUUUGGAGGAAAUGCCACAUUUCAAGCUGUAGUGAAAGUGAAAGUGGUAUAUGGACUCAAAAGUCCAAAAGGUCAAAAAUUAGUAAGAAGCGGGACAAUUACAAUGAUGGUAGUGAUGAGGACAAUACUGAAAGCGUUGGUUUGAAUGCUAGGGGUGGAAAAGACGAUAUAAGUAGCACUCAGAGUUCCUGGUCAAAAAGGGCUGUAGAAGGUGGCAGCCCCCAACCUUCUCCCUGGAAUGAAUUAGCAGAUGCUUCAGAUAGCACUUCUGGCCAGGAAAUCCAUUCAAGACCCGAGGUGCUUAGGGUGCCUACAGCAUCUACAAUAAAACACUUAAAGCAGGAUGACGUGCUGGAUAACACAGCAAUGGGAAAAGAUUUGAAGAUAGGACUUCUGAAUCAUCCAGAUUUAGAACUCCAAGGCCAGAAAGAAGAAUUUGGCAGUACACUGGAUACUGAAAAUGACAAAUUUCUAGCUUUAUAUUCAGUUGAGGAUAGCAAUAAUUCCAAAAAGGAAAAGGUGGAGCUAAGGAAUGGGAAUUCCUAUCCUAUUGAUGCAACCACCGACAUUCCUAUACGUCUUAUGGUAAGUGUAGGCCACAAUUUUUCGAGUGACCUGUCUAGACUUACCAAUGACAAUAAUUCGUCCUAUGAUCCUAAGGAAAUGCCUUGUCUUGAGAUAAGUUUGAAACGAUUCAGAGACAUGAGAGAAAAUGGGACUCAUACUCUUCAGCAGAAUGUGUUGAGACGGUCAGAUGUUUCAGCCUUCUCAAGGUAUAAUGCAAAUACCACUUCUGUAAAUGUGGGCAGCUGGUUUCCAAUAAACAGUUAUUCUGAAGCAGCCAAGACAGGUGGCACGCCUUAUCAGGGUUCUAAUGGCAGUAGCCCCAACAAUGACAUGGGUUCCUCUACGACUAAAGCUUUUGCCAAGAAAGAAGGAAACAUUGAUAAGGCAAUGACUGAUCAUCGUAGUUCUGCUUCUCAGCCAGUGCAGCUAGGCAAUACAUUCGGUCAGCCAAUAAUACUGGACAACCCUGACACAGCAAACGCUACCUUGGCUCAAGAAAAGACGUUGGACCAACAGAAUAAAGUUCAGAACCACCACCACCAUCAUCACCACGACCACCAUUAUCGCCAUCGCCAUGUUAACAACUUACAACAACAGAAGCCCCUCAGCCAUGAUGAUCUGUGUUUGGAAAAUUUAACUGCAGUAGCUGCAAAUGGUGGACCACCUGAUAAGAUGGGCCAAGAAAUGGAAGGAAAUGCUAAUAACUAUGGAAGUGCAUCAAGAUGUAAUGGGCAGAAUGGAAGCAGUGGGCCUCGUGGGAGUGAUAAUAAAGCCAUUGUAGGUGCUGAUGAUGGAAGCGGCAGUGGAAGCAGGGGAGAGUAGAUCAAAACCGAUUGGCACAGAGGGAAGCAGUCUUUGAAUAAAUACCACUAUAAAAGAAAAGAAAUAUGCUUCGAAAAGAAGGUUCGGUAUCACCGGAGGAAGAGACUAGCAGAAGAAAGGCCAUGGUUAGAGGACAAUUUGUUCAACGAAUAACUGAGGAGGACAGAAUUCGAGCAGAAAAAGAGGACAGAAAGAGCCGAGUCAGCUGACCUCGUUAUGUGAAAUCGGCAUUAAUUGCGUAAUGAAGGAAGCACUUUAAUCCAUCUCUGGGGAUUCAGGUGAGGUGGAAAACAUAUUUUGGUAGAAAUAUUUCGGAAUAUGAACCUUGUUAAAUUUUGUGUAUUUUCUUACAUUGGCAUGUGGAACUUGCUGAUCUUCUCUUGCUCGAAACUCCUAGUCAGGCAGUUAAGGUCCUUUGCAAGACACGUUCUUCUCUAAUAAAUAUCUCAAUUUAGUGUGUUGAGUUCAUUUAGAAUCUAAUCUUUUUGGUACGAAAUUCUCGUGGUGAAUUGUACUUGACAUUAUUAAAGAAGAAACAUUAGUUAAAAUUU